Messenger RNA from Suncus etruscus (white-toothed pygmy shrew), 930 nucleotides. RefSeq names its product olfactory receptor 4K13-like. The record is from RefSeq and is a predicted model, not a curated record. Gene Ontology annotation, molecular function: G protein-coupled receptor activity; olfactory receptor activity. Gene Ontology annotation, biological process: G protein-coupled receptor signaling pathway. Gene Ontology annotation, cellular component: membrane. Bases 1 to 930 code for a protein of 309 amino acids. The transcript has a single exon. Lineage: Eukaryota; Metazoa; Chordata; Mammalia; Eulipotyphla; Soricidae.
AUGGAUCUUCUGAAUAAUAGAUCAAUCAUUUCAGAGUUCAUCCUGCUGGGACUUUCCAGUUCUCAAGAAAUUCAAGUAUUCUUUUUUGCAAUCUUCUUUCUUGUCUAUAUAGGUAUUGUAGUAGGAAAUCUACUCAUUGUAAUCUCUGUGAUAUUUGAUAGAAAUCUUCAUUCUCCCAUGUAUUUCUUUCUUGCAAAUUUAUCAUUUUUUGACUUAUGUCUCUCUUCAGUGGCAACACCGAAAGUUAUUUCAGACUUUCUUAAAAAACACAAAACCAUCUCUGUAUGGGGUUGUAUGUUGCAAAUGUUUUUUAUGCAUUUCUUUGGGGGUGGAGAGAUGUCUCUUCUGAUUGGUAUGGCCAUUGAUAGGUAUAUUGCUAUAUGCAAACCUUUGCAUUACAAGACCAUUAUGAGCCGCAGAGUACUCAUUGUGUUACUUUUACUCUCUUGGACAGUUGGAUUCACUCACACCACAAGCCAGAUGAUUUUCACAGUUGGUUUGCCUUUUUGUGGCCCCAAUGUUGUGGACAGCAUUUUCUGUGACCUUCCUCUAGUCAUCAAACUUGCCUGUACUGAUACUUACAACUUAGAGCUCUUGGUUAUUGCAAAUAGUGGACUUCUGUCCUUGAUCUGCUUCCUUCUCUUGCUCAUGUCCUAUAUUGUAAUGCUGGUUACUAUCUUUAAACACUCCUCUAGUGCAUCCUCCAAGGCUGUGUCCACACUAUCUGCUCACAUCACUGUGGUCACUCUCUUUUUUGGUCCAGCUACAUUCAUUUAUGCUUUUCCAUUCAAUAGUUACUCAGUAAAUAAAUUUCUUUCAGUCUUUUAUUCUAUAAUUACCCCCUUUUUAAAUCCAAUUAUUUAUACCCUGAGAAACAAGGAAAUGAAGGCAGCCAUUAAAAGACUGUGUAACCAACGUAUUGGGUAUUGA